Tripterygium wilfordii is the source of this 1509-nucleotide messenger RNA. RefSeq lists its product as uncharacterized. The transcript is spliced from 4 exons. The coding region runs from base 523 to 1020 and encodes 165 amino acids. The record is from RefSeq and is a predicted model, not a curated record. NCBI's taxonomy places the organism in Eukaryota, Viridiplantae, Streptophyta, Magnoliopsida, Celastrales, Celastraceae.
AAGCAAAAUAUGUGGUUGAUUGGAAAAUUGCAUUGCGGCCCCAGAUGGGCUGUUAGGGCCUGAAUGAAUUUGUAGCACAGGGGCAUUCUUAAAUUUGAGCAAGACUCGUGGACAAAGCUUCUGCCAUUGCAGGCUCCAGUUUGCUCGAUGACUGAGGAUCCCAUUUAGGUUUUCUGAGCUCAAACAAUAUGGGUUUGAUGUGACAUGGCAACAAUCAGAUUCCAGGGCGGUGCCGUUUUUCAAAUGCCAGUUUCCUACAUUUUGGAUUCUGGAUCAUUUUCUGUUUCACUUGUCAUUCUAUCAGCCAAUCUCUGUCAAAACCUAAAAGACACUGAUAAUCUGCUGACUGCCAGGAGAAAUUAUUGAAAUUAGUCUGUCAGUCAUAGUUGAAUGUUAGGUUGGGUCAGUAGCCCAGAAGGGGUGGUUACUAAGCUUUGGAGGGUUGGUUAUCAAAAUGGAAUUUCAUAAAUUUUGAACCUUUUCAUCGACAUCAACUUGCCAUCUUGCUACAAUUGUCAAGAGAUGAGACAAAAGAUGUUGGAGAGUGAAAGCAGUGGCGUUAAGACUAAACCGGCAAUUCCUCCACCACCGCCUCUUCCAAGAUUCUGGAUUGGUAAGACCAUCACAGAGAGUGUGACAAAGCAAGAGAUAGCUAAGUUUUGGAUCCGAAAGCGCUUUGAGGAAGAGGAUCACCUACUCGCUGCUAUUAAGGCUGCAGCACGAAUCAGGGCUCGCAAUCUUAUGGAGGAGGACUACCAGCGCUAUGAGGAGUCCUUGAAGGAUGCAGAUGGUGAAACUAAGGCGAACAAUUCCUCUGCCCCCAUCAAUAACGAGAAGCAAAGCGAAGUGCGCAUUGGCAUAAAAGAUUGGUGGACAAAAAGCAAGUAUGCAUACUUGAACCAACCUGCCAUUGAAUCCAACGAUGCUUCCAGAGCAAAAAGAAGAGCCUCUGCUUACGCUCCCAAUUGUUUCCAUUACAAGCCCACUCCACUCUAUCCUACCUCUCUGGGUGUUUAUUAGCUAUGGGGUCACUUCAAUCCAUUGCAUAAUUUGAAGGUUUUGUGAAAGUCGUUCUGGGUCCAUGAUUUCCUAUGUAAUUGAAUGGAGAUGUGUUGCUCCAUAUAUGAGUGCCUUUUCUUUUGUAGUCCACUGAAAUUUCUAAAGCAAGACUAUGGAAAAUGUAAUGGAAUGUCAAUGUCAAAUAAGUUCCUGUUUUAGUGAUUGAAAAAUCAAGUGAUAAUGAGUCAAAUCCACAAGUGAUCUUAUAAAGCUACAGAAGGUUAGGUUUCAACCCAAAAGAUUAGUUCUUUAUAAAGCUAAAUGACACACAGGUAGAUGAAGAUAAGGACAAGAAGAAAACUGGAGAGCUAUUUGGCAAAUGGGAAAGCAAGAACUAUUAAUAUAAUGAAUACAUGUUAUGUUCCUUCAUUAAAUCUCAAAAGGACUUAGUCAAAAGCAUUCAGAUAUUCGCAAAUUUAGUUCCUCUUAUUUAUUCGAGAGAGAAAAAAA